GGAGGUAUAAACGUGAGUAGGUAUAAUGCAUAUGCUACAACACAAGAGAGAGGUUUCCAUGGAGAGAACAGCAAUCCCAUUUUCGCGCGUUCCGCAAAUAUUCCCCACUUCUGCUUGGCCAGUUGAUUGACGAGGGAAGGGCACCAACCCCACUGGGUUCACUUCACGCGGGAUUCAACUUGCAUUUCAGUAGCCCCCUUCUGCGCAAAAAAGGGAAAAAAAAAAAAUAAGUUCCUUCCUCUUCAUAUGCGAAGGAAGAACAUUGAAGGGGAUCACCCAAACGGAGGUCCACACAAAUUGCAUGUACAGGUUGCUCCAAAAGGGGGGGAAAGAGGCACAUAUGCGGGGGAGAGAUACGCAUAUUAUGUGCAACGCUGCCGAGUGGAAAGACCCUUUUGCUUGCCACUAACCUGGGUAGUUACGCAUUUUUGGUGAACUUUGCUCUGGUCCCGCUUUGGCAACGGUGUUUUGUUUAGUAGCCAUUUGCCCGCUGCACGUUCACCCAUCAGUGGGCACUUCAUCAUCUCCUUUUUUUUUUGCGUGAGUGGCUCGGUUGGCCCUCGCUCCGCGUGUCUCCCACCUGUGCAACCACUGCUGCAAAAACAAAUAACUUGCUUCCACGCGCCUCUCGACUGAACGUUCUAACACACGCCCUGAGAGGUGCCCCCCCCCCCAGUGUACCAUGAGCAAAAGCAUCUUCGACCCUUCCCUAUACUUUGGCCAUGUAGUAUCAACGAAGACGAGGGAAGGACACUCAUUCGAAGGAGAACUCUACUGCUACGAGACGAACUUAAAAUUUAUAAUCAUCAAAGAGGAGGGCAAAAAUGGCACAGCCAAUUUUUACAUUAUCAAAACGGAUAUCAUCGUGGACAUAGAGAUAGUGAGGAGAAUAAAAAUUCUUUUUGACCCUCUGCCUCAGAUUGAGAGGUCCCUCAUAGAAAAAAUUGAAAAGAAGGCCCUGACAGACUUUGAGAGCGUCAAGGCACGCAUCGGCAUUGGGGUGACGCAGGAGGCGCAGGAGCUCUUCGACUUUAUAUGGAAAACGCACCCGGACUGCGCUUGGAGCAACAAAGACAUUUUGGUCCUCAACGGAGAAGUCAGGAUUAAGCCGCCCUAUGGGCCGGACAACUGCGUGGCGAAGAAUGAAAACCUCAAGGAGAGGUUCUCCACCGUGAUCUCGAAGUUUCGCCAGAAGAGGAACAUGUCCAAUUGGAGCUGAGUCCCUCGCGAGGGAAGCGGUUGCGUCGGGACUUCCACAGAGUGAAGAGCACAUAUGUAUCUGCACAGCAACCACGUGGUGACUCUCCAUUUGGACGGCUGUGCAUGCAGUUAUCACGUGCAAGCGGUUACUUGGGGGGAAAAAAAAAAGAAGAAAAAACGCCGCUUUACCUCUUUACCUCUUUACCACCCCAUGUUGGUCUUUUUUUUUUUUCUCUCCAUGCGUGC
This is a messenger RNA of Plasmodium vivax (malaria parasite P. vivax), 1446 nucleotides long. RefSeq lists its product as hypothetical. The coding region runs from base 683 to 1219 and encodes 178 amino acids. Lineage: Eukaryota; Apicomplexa; Aconoidasida; Haemosporida; Plasmodiidae. The record is from RefSeq and is a predicted model, not a curated record. The transcript has 3 exons.